Messenger RNA from Macrobrachium nipponense, 1443 nucleotides. RefSeq names its product Kv channel-interacting protein 4-like. The coding region runs from base 704 to 1351 and encodes 215 amino acids. Lineage: Eukaryota; Metazoa; Arthropoda; Malacostraca; Decapoda; Palaemonidae. The record is from RefSeq and is a predicted model, not a curated record. The transcript has 8 exons. Gene Ontology annotation, molecular function: calcium ion binding.
GAUCAAUAUUCCUCCAGCAGUUGCAGGGAGAAGUACUGAAGUUGUGGGACCAACAUUUUCCGUAAACAAAACAGAGCCUCCCAUAACACUGACCUUUUUCCAGUAAAUCAGAAGUGGCUGUAGUAAGACUCCUGUUCUAGUGACGUGAAUUUCUCGUGAUUUCAUUUGGCGCCCGAAAUAGUUGAAGCUUCGAGGAAGUGGUGAAAGUGGAUUAGAUCAAUGUCUUGAACUCCUGACGUAUAAAUGAGCGGACGAGAGUAAAAUAAUACUAUGCAAAUUGCGAUUUAUCUUCAGGACUUUUGAAGAACUCUGCAUGUUUGUUCAGUUCGUUAACUUUUAAGUGAUUGUAGCGACUACCGAAGCUGUUGACCAUCCUCUGUACAAAGGACUUUUCUGAAAAUAUCAAGAAAUAUUCUUGCAGCAUUUCCCAUCCCUUUUGAAUGAAUUAAGAGGAGCACCGUAGUCAUUUGAGAAGAAAAUAGUUCAGAGUACUCAACAUCAUACAGCACUCAGGCUCCGUGUGAAACAUAUUUAGAAAUAAGUGAUUUCCAACACCUUGGAGAAUUCAGGCAUCUAACUACACAAGGAGAAGAACAAAGCAGGGAAUACCGAAGCUCUUACAGAUCUGAUCAGAGAUUUCACACUCAAGUGAUAUAUCUGUGACGACCUCUUUUCUCUCGGUGACACUUGAGUAGGCUUGGCUAUGGCUAAGUUCCUGAGGAGAAGCCUUAAACGGAAGAAAGGUACUGUUAGCUUCUUACAUCACGACCCAGACGACAUCGAAUUGAACGUAGUGCGAUACAAACCUGACGGCAUCGAUGCACUGGCCAGGACCACGAAAUUCAGCAAAAAGGAACUGCAGCUCAUGUACAGAGGGUUCAAGGCAGAAUGUCCCAACGGCAUUGUCAGCGAAGACACCUUCAAAGGCAUCUAUUCACAGUUCUUCCCUCAGGGAGACGCCACGGCUUAUGCCCACUACGUCUUCAAUACAUUUGAUACCGAGCAUCAGGGAUCCAUCAGCUUUGAGGACUUCGUGACGAUCCUCUCCGAGCUCUCUCGGGGCACCAUGACGGAGAAGUUGAGAUGGGCCUUCAACCUGUACGACAUCAACGGCGACGGUUACAUCACCAAAGAGGAGAUGCUGGACAUCGUCACGGCCAUUUACUCCCUGGUCGGGCGCAACGCCGUUCCGGCCGUCGAGGAAAACACGACGCAGGAACACGUCGACCGCAUCUUCGAGAAACUCGACAUCAAUGGAGACGGCAUGGUGACGCUGGAAGAGUUUAUGGAAAUAUGCACAACAGAUGAAAACAUCGCGAAUUCACUGACAAUCCUGGACACGAAUUUCUGACAUGAGGCCCCAAGUUCUUCUCUGUUGGUCCCCGUCAAUCAUCCGCAGGAUAUGAACAGGAACAUGUAGAGGCGGUUUUCGGGGCCCUCUUC